GACUUCGCCGUGGUCCGUCGUGCAUUUUGAUUUGUUUUUCUGCCGUUUUGGCCGAAUAAACUGUAUUGCGUUCCUCUCCGCUAAGUGUAACUGAAGCUACAAUCAAGCAAUAAUGGGUGACUAUCUUGGUUCGGUCGCUCUACCGAGCAUGAAAAUGCGACAGAGAAAACUUUGCCAGAUUCGACAACAGCCACGUGCGGCACCCGUCUACAAAGAUUCGAGCAACUUUGGCGUACGGAUGCUUGAAAAGCUGGGCUGGUCCGAGGGCAAGGGUCUUGGCAAGCGAGAGGAUGGCAUGGCUGCACCAAUUAUGCCCAAGAUAAAACAAGACGCGGAAGGCGUCGGAUAUGCAGGGGAAAAGGACGAUCAUUGGACGCAACAUGACCAGGAUUUCAAUCAGUUGCUGAAAUCGCUGAACGGUGAAGAAGCUCCCGCCGAGCGUGAGGGGGAUUUGAUGAAAAUGAAAUCCCUGGAGGAAAAGUCGAAGAAUUCGAGAGCCAGGGUACAUUAUAAAAAGUUUACCAGAGGAAAAGACUUGAGCAGGGCUAGCGAGAAGGAUUUGGCGAACAUCUUCGGUAAGAAAACGUUAGAUGAAGUGAAAAAUCAAACGGUGGUCGCUGAGGUAGAAGUCGACAAAGAGAUCCAGGAUGGUGAACAGGACCCUGACGAAUCCAACGUGAUGGGUUUGACCACGAUCAAAGCUUGCAUGUCUGUGCAGGAUUACUUCAAAAGUAAGAUGCAGGAAAAGUUUGGUGUUACAAAAGCAAACCCUGUGAUCGAGCAAGAAACAGUGGGAGAAACGGAGGAAGUACCGUCCAAAAAGAAGUCUAAAAAGUCUAAAAAAAGCAUUGAUUUAGACGAGACUGUGGCGGAUCCUUCUUCAGAAGAAGUCGUUGACAAUGGCGAGGAAAUAUCUAAGAAGCGAAAGAAGAAGACCAAGUCAAAGGACGAUGUAUCCGGGACUGUUCAAGAGCUCAAUUUAACGAAUGGUGUCGUAGAAGAAGAGCCAGAACAGGAAGAACCCCGUAAGAAAAAAUCUAAAAAGGAAAAGCGAACAAAGAUCGCACAGGAAGAACUCAGUUUAGACGGGACUGAAACAAAGAAGAAGAAAUCUAAGAAAGAUAAAUCACAGCAAUUACUGCAUGAUCAGCCGUUAGAAAUAGAAGAACCGGUAAAAAAGAAAUCCAAAAAGAAUAAUCGAAAGCGUUCCGAUGAAGAGGUUGAUUUAACUUCUCAACUCGACCAACAAACGGAAGAAAUCCAAGCUUCACCAUCGGAAGAAGUGCUUACGGAUGCCUCCACAGAAGAAGGCGAUGCUAGCAUUAAAAAGAAAAAGAAGGAGAAAACCGAAGAAGAGGAAGUUGCUCACAAUGUUGAAGAUGACGAAAUAACGUGUCGCGUGAAGGUUAGUGUGUUGAAACAGCUGGACGAAAGCGGAUUUCCCGGAUCUAACUAUGCGGAUAUUGUAGGCUACGGGCUGUCGCAGGAAGUGAAACUCAUCAAACGGGAAAGUCAUCGCAAGAAAAAUCUCGAGAAGCAUCAGUUUAUCCGGCAGAAGCAGAUGUCAUUCCAGCGAAAGAGACAGAUGCUGAAAAAGGUAAGCGCUUUCAAACGGAUAUGAGUUUUAAGUCCUAUAAUAUACGGCCUCUAGAUAAGAUUGUAAACUUUUCAAA
Ochlerotatus camptorhynchus is the source of this 1673-nucleotide messenger RNA. Its product is annotated as PIN2/TERF1-interacting telomerase inhibitor 1-like. Gene Ontology annotation, cellular component: nucleolus. The transcript has 2 exons. Gene Ontology annotation, molecular function: nucleic acid binding; telomerase inhibitor activity. The record is from RefSeq and is a predicted model, not a curated record. The coding region runs from base 113 to 1621 and encodes 502 amino acids. Lineage: Eukaryota; Metazoa; Arthropoda; Insecta; Diptera; Culicidae.